Messenger RNA from Hemicordylus capensis (graceful crag lizard), 3381 nucleotides. Its product is annotated as von Willebrand factor A domain-containing protein 5A-like. The transcript is spliced from 19 exons. Bases 414 to 2759 code for a protein of 781 amino acids. The record is from RefSeq and is a predicted model, not a curated record. NCBI's taxonomy places the organism in Eukaryota, Metazoa, Chordata, Lepidosauria, Squamata, Cordylidae.
CAUUCUAUUGAGCUGGCUUCUGCCGAAUGGACCAAGAGAUUUGCGUUUGCCUUUGUUUUAAAGGCUUUGCCGAAGGGAAGAGUAAUAUACAACAGGCGGGCAGAGCUUCCCUGCUCCUAUCAUCAGUGAUCCUCCUCUAGAGUCUAGCACAGCUGCGCCCGGUGCAGAAUUUACUGACGCUCCCUGACUGGAAGGAGGGUAGACCCUGCCUACUUUCGGUUUUGCUCAGCUGCACAGGGAGAAGUGAUAGUCUGCGGGGAAGCGAGAAAGCAAGCCAACUCCCUCCGUUUUUCAAGGAAAGGCAGCAGAAAUACAAGCAGAAGCUCUAUACAAGAGACCAGAAACACAAUCUUCGUUUUCCGUAGGGUGUGUGUUCUUAGGAACAGCUUCCUCUCCUGAGGCUAUCAUUAGUCAUGCCUGAUUGUGGCCUUGUCACCCACUCUCAUAAACCGGUGCCCUUGCGAAGCAUCUCUGUUGACCUGGUGGUCCGAGGCUUUGUGGCUGAUGUGGUGUCUGAGCUUCGGUACCAGAAUGAGGAGAAGAACCCAGUGGAGGCCGUGUUUGUCUUCCCUCUCGAUGACGAGGCUGCCGUAUAUGCGUUUGAGGGCCUGAUUGGUGGGACACGGAUUGAGGCCCAGAUCCAAGAAAAGAAACAGGCAGAGCAAGAAUAUGAGGAUGCCUUGAGUGAAGGCCGCGAAGCUUUCCUGCUCGGGAGGGAGGCAAACACCAGUGACAUCUUCACCUGCAGUCUGGGCAACCUUCCGCCCGAUGGGGAGGCCACCCUGAAGCUGCGCUAUGUCCAGGCAUUGGCUCCGGAGCCUGACGGGGCCGUCCGCUUUGUCCUGCCUGCUGUGCUGAAUCCUCGCUAUGUACCCCGGGGAUCAGAAGCAGACACUGUCACCGAAAGCAUACCACGAGUGCCCAAGGGGCAGCUUCCCUACACACUCAGCCUCAGUGUUACCCUGGAGUCUUCCUACGGCAUCAACCGCGUGGAGUCCAAGUGCACCCUUGAGCCCCUGCACUACACAGCAGAAAACCGUACCACUGCCCAGGUCUCCUUGGCCACAGGUCACCAGUUUGACCGAGAUGUGGAGCUGCUGGUUUAUUAUGAGGACGUUCACAAGCCCAGCACCCUGCUGGAGGCUGGGAAGACGGGAGCUGCCCCUGGCUCCUUGAUGGGAGACCCAGCACUUCUGCUUACCCUGUACCCAAGCAUCCCUGCCCCAAAGCCUGGCCUGAAUUCUGCUGGGGAGUUCCUCUUCUUGCUGGAUCGCUCUGGAAGCAUGGAUUGCAGCACUGAGGAUGGCAAGGAUUCACCAUCCCGCAUUCAGAGUGCCAAGGAGACCCUGGUUCUCAUCCUGAAGAGUCUCCCUCUGGGAUGUUACUUCAAUAUCUAUGGCUUUGGAUCUUCUCAUGACUCAUUCUACCCGCAGAGUGUCGAGUACACCCAGCAGAGCAUGUCAGAGUCCCUCCAGCGUGUGAAAGAGCUGGAUGCUGAUUUGGGAGGGACAGAGAUUCUGGAACCACUAAAGGCCAUUUACAGCCAGCCUUGUAAAGAAGGACAUCCUCGUCAGCUCUUUGUGUUCACUGAUGGAGAGGUAUUUAAUACAGAUGAGGUCAUUGCUGAGGUACGCCGUCACAGCAGCUCCCACAGGUGCUUCUCUUUCGGCAUUGGCGAAGGGGCCUCCACGGCCCUCAUCAAAGGCAUCGCACGAGCAGCAGGGGGCAGUGCUGAGUUCAUCACGGGCAAGGAGCGCAUGCAGGCCAAGGCACUGCAGUCUUUGAAGAAGGCCCUCCAGCCAGCAGUGACAGGGAUCUCUCUGCGCUGGGAUUUGCCUCCUGGUCUUGAGGCUGCGCUUGUGGGGUCAGGCCCUCAAGUCAUCUUUGAGGGGCAGCGCUGCCUCAUCUAUGGCCAGAUCCGUGGGAAGCCUCAGUCCUCAGAUACUGCAGAGGGGUCUGCAGUGCUUCAAUACAGCUUCCAAGACCAGAUUUUCACAGAGACUAUGAAGUUCCCACUCCAGGCUCAGGAGAGUGACAGGCUCCCUGUUCACCGACUGGCAGCUCAGGCCCUGUUGCAGGAACUGGAGGAGGCCGUGGAGAAAGAUGAAGGGAAGCGGCACCUGGCGCUGGAAACAAGCCUGCACUCCGGGGUGGUUUGUUCGCAGACGGCCUACGUGGGAGUGAACACACAGCUGGCCAAGACCCUUCAAGGACCCCUCGAACGCCGAGACGUCCCACUUGCACUUUGCUGCGCUUCUGUGCCAAAAAGUCGUCAGCGAUGUGCACGUUCGGCCCCAGUCCUGAAAUCCUGUAUGAUGCUGUCAUCAGUUGUCAUGGACCACCAUAUAACAGAUUACUCAGGCGCAGGUUGGAUCGAAGUGUCGUCGUCAGAGGAGGAGGAGGAGGAGAAGGAGACCACCCUGAAGGAAGAGGGAUCCCUUCUCUUGCGCUUGAUCUUACUGCAAAAUGCUGAUGGCUCCUGGCCCCUUGAUUCUGACCUGGCCACCCUGCUAGACCUGAGUGAGGCUGAGAUCUCCAGCCAAAAGCCUGCCCAGGUGAUCCCAACCGCAUGGGCAACGGUGCUGGCCGUCCUCUGGCUCCAUUUCAGAGCCGCAGAGCAGAAUGACGAGUGGCAGCUUCUGGAAGCGAAAGCUCUCAGCUGGCUCCAGGCAACUGCAGGGCCUCAGCUGGCUGAGUGUGUGAAGGCGGGGAAUGCCCUGCUGGGAAGCAGUGUCAGCCCCCAGGCUUUUGGGCUCUAAGUCCCUCUCUCCAACCCCGUGCCUUAAACUGGAGCCUCUGCUUUGCUCCCAUCUCCCUUUCGCAGGUACCAAAGCACUGAGUCUAUGGGAACGUGGGGGUUACGUUCCCAGACUCAAAACCAAAAAACCCAAAAUUGCCCCCCAAAUGUGGAAACAGGCCCAACAAACUGCCAUACCGUGCUCUGCCAGCUGUCAGGAGUCCAAAGAUGCCCCUCACAAGCGCAAAAGUCCCCCAAAUUCAACUUAAAAUUAGGGGGCGAGGUUGUUUACCACAAAUGAGCCAAAAAUGGCUCCCGCUCUCAAAAUGGCUGGAAAUGACCUCCAAGAUCAUUUUUGGCCACCUGCGGAUAAGUGGGAUUUAUUCAGUUUUUGCCAGAUUUUUUCCGCGUAGAUGUACCGCAGAUGGUUCUCCUGUAGUCAGAUCUUUGCCACUCCACUUGGGCAAUGAGACGUGUACUAACACUGAAGAGGUGGACACCAGUCAUGGUGUGGGCUGUAAGGGACUGCUUGCUUCAGUGUGCCAAAGAGCCGGCACCAGAACCCAGGCCAUGCCUUGCAUUGCAUCCAAUAGAAAGUCUCUGUUCUUUACUGUAUGCAUUCUAAUAAAAGAUAUCUGCGUAUA